This is a messenger RNA of Rotaria sordida, 1253 nucleotides long. The record is from the annotation of a GenBank genome assembly. Lineage: Eukaryota; Metazoa; Rotifera; Eurotatoria; Philodinida; Philodinidae.
UAGAUAAUAUAUCUAUACUUGGUUUGGAUCAAGGUUGUAUUUUACUCUUUUCGGCAACAGUUCUUUCUCGAAAUUCUUCAAUACAACGAACAAUUAUUGGUGGUAUACAAUUAAGUGAUGGUGAUCAAAAAAUAUAUCAUCGUCAUCCAUCAUGUGUAAAAAUUACUCAUGCUAGUAUUAAUGCAACACGAUCAUUAUGUUGCUUUGUAACACGUUCAGAAUCACAUCAUUAUGAGGUAUUUGUUGCUGUAAUUGGUUUACCUAAUUCAGGACGUUUAUUUUCACUUAAACUUUCACGUUCAAAUCCAAUUCGAGCAUAUCUUGGACCUGAUGAUAUUGUUUUAUUACUUUACCGAGAUGCUGUUACUGUAUUUCGAAUGCCGUAUGGUGAAAAUGUUCCGGAUAAAUCAGUUGCUGUUGAUAGAGAUGCACAAAUAAAUGAAUGUAUUUAUUAUCAAUGGGAUACAAUUCAACAACGACUACAUGUUAUACAAAAACGUUCAUCAACAUUCAUGAAAACAAUACCACCAAAUGGUUUUAGUCCAUUAGUUUAUACAGCUUAUAUUAUAAACUCAAAAGGUCAAUUUGAUAGUAUUAUGACACUUGAUUUUGAUUUUAAAUUACCAGAAUCUUCAUCAAGUCAUUCAAUUUUUGAAAUUCUUUCAAAUGAUACAAAUCUUUUUCUUUGUUGGCAAUCUACAAUGACAGAAGAAACUGACAAAGUUGAAUAUGCAGUUGUUUCACUUGGUCAUGGUCGUAGUUUUUAUGUAUCAAAAUCAUUAAAUCAAGGACAUUGGGAAAUAUUUCAAUCACGUCGAGUUCAUUUUGGUCUCCUUGAUGGUGAUUAUGUUUUUGUUGUUUUACGUGGUGAAUUUGUUCAUUUACUUAAUUUUAAUGUUCAAUUAAAUUUUAUUAAUCAUCUUUGUUUUCCCAAUGAUACAAUUAAUCUACCAUAUGAUACAAAAUAUACAACACAACGUGGACUUAUUACAAAAACAUCAACAUUACUUUAUGAAAAAAAAAAUCUUUUUACAUAUACUAUUGAAAUAUGUCCAAAUGAACUUAUUAAAACAAUAUCAUCAACAAAUAUGGAAUCGAUUAUUGCAUAUACAUUAGUUGCAGCAAAAAAUAAUAAUAUUUCAGGACAACUACUUGAACAAAUUUUAUUGAAUAUGUAUGAUGAUUUAAAUACAAAAGCAUAUCUUAAAGAAAUUCUUACUGGUAAGUUUUGUCUAUUGUGUUUCAAAUUUUAA